AUGCCUCUUUCGCACCUCACACUCACAGUCUCGCAUCUUCCCACUUCGACGUCCUUCUUCCUCGCAUGUCUCCAGCCGCUGGGAUACCAAUUUAUCGGCCGGCACGAUGAAUAUAUUGGCUUUGGAUCAAAGGCCGACGAGCCAGCUGACUUUUGGCUCUCUCAAGAACGACCAGGCACGCCUGCCGGCGCAGUACACAUUGCCUUUCCUGCGCCUUCAAAAGAAGCCGUGCAUGCAUUCUUUGUGUCCGCGUUAAAGGCCGGUGGUAAGAUUCAUGGCGAGCCCAAGACUCGCGAUCACGACACCGGAUACUUUAGCGCAGCCAUCAUGGACUUUGAUGGGAAUAGCAUUGAGGCAGUCUACCUCCCUGAUGGUACUGCGCGCUCUCAGAUUGGGGGGCCUACUUUCGAGACAGUCAAGAAUGGCUCGGUCGUCUCUAGGGUCCGGUCAACUAGGACCGAGACAGUGCAGCAUGCAAAGGCCGUCUAUGCUAUUGAAGAUAUCCCUUCUUCUCAGAUCAGAUCGCUUCACGAGCAGCAGCAGCAGCAGCAGCACCUGUCAUAUGCGGCAGAGGCGCAGCAGUCUGGCGGUGAAAGCACAGGCUUAUCGGCAAAGGCGAUCAUUGGAACUCUGCUCGGCGCCACUGCAGGAGCUGCAAUUGCUUAUGCUAUGGUGAAGGGGGACUCCCCUUCGAAUUCUCAGGCUUCAACACCACCGCCGGCGCCCGCUGCACCUGUUACCCCCUCACAGUACAUUCCGCAACAGCAGGGACAGCUCAUGCAUAUGGGGAUACCCAUGUCGAUGCCCAUGCUAGGACCUGCCCCGGCUGUGCAAGAACCGCCAACCUACCGCGCUCUAGAAGCACCACCACCCCAAGCUCCUCGAAGUACAUACACAGCCAACGAUGCAAUAUCGGCUUAUACACGAUCUAGCACCUCCAAGAGCCCUCGCGCAGACACCAUCUAUGAGGAAACCGAAUAUUAUCCUCCAAUAGAUGGGCCUCGCAGCGUCUACUCGCAGGAAAGCAGUAGUAAUUAUAGCGCAGUUCGUCGUUCUUCCAGUGGGAGUAUCUACGCAACUCGCGAUAUACCUAUCCGUGCAAUAGAGUAUCCUGGAGGAAGCGGCUCACAAAAGAGCCGGUCAAAGUCGUAUCCUUGCGAUCCUAGCACUUUGAUCAGUAGCUACGCGGACAACAACUCUCGCGUUCAGCAACAGCAGCAGGGCCAUAUUAUCGGCGAUGCAGAGACGGAGUUUUCUUCAAUAUCGACUAUCAAACCUCCCAAAACCUCCCAUCGGCCAUCGGUAGUAGCAUCAUCCUAUCACAGCAACGGCACCAAAUCAUCAUCUCAUCACCACCAUUCCGUGGCCCAGCCAUCGGUUGUGUCUUCCUCGUCUCACCGCACAAAAUCGCACGUCAGCAGCGGAAGCAACAAGCACCAUCAUCAUCAUCAUCAUUCUGGUGGUAGUACUACUAGUCGUCAACAUGUAGACGACACACCUGCUUAUUCAUCUACUCUAUCGUCGUCUCGAUCCGCACACAAGGUCCCGCUUCCCGACAGCAGACCAACCUCCGUGGCAUCCCAUUCCCUCCGCUCCACGACAUCGAAACGAAGCAGCAAAUCUCACAAGGACAGUUAUUACGCUCCUCCUCCUCCUCCGCACGAUAUCCCACUGCCUGCAUCCGCAGCACCAAGCACGGUUUUCCUCGACGCCGUCGACGCGGACACAGCCAUCACACCAGACGAUAGUAUAAGCCAAGUAGGCGUCAACAACAACAAUAAUACAACAGCAGACCACAAAUCAUCAUCCGGCCGCUCGCACCGCUCAAAAUCAGGCUCAUCACAACAACACUCCCACGCCUCGUCCAAGCUCAGAGCAUCAUCGAAAUUCGAUGAACCCGUGAAACCGAGCGAUAGUAUCAGUCAAGUGUCCCGUGCGAGUGAGCGGACGGUCAAGGCUGCUGGAUCGAAAGUGCAUUCUUCGACGCAUUCAAAGAGUGGUUCGAGGGCGAGUCACCACUAG
Talaromyces rugulosus is the source of this 2022-nucleotide messenger RNA. RefSeq lists its product as uncharacterized. Lineage: Eukaryota; Fungi; Ascomycota; Eurotiomycetes; Eurotiales; Trichocomaceae. The transcript is spliced from 2 exons. The record is from RefSeq and is a predicted model, not a curated record. Bases 1 to 2022 code for a protein of 673 amino acids.